Messenger RNA from Cynara cardunculus var. scolymus (artichoke), 2571 nucleotides. RefSeq lists its product as uncharacterized. Bases 9 to 2369 code for a protein of 786 amino acids. Gene Ontology annotation, molecular function: protein binding. The transcript is spliced from 2 exons. The record is from RefSeq and is a predicted model, not a curated record. Lineage: Eukaryota; Viridiplantae; Streptophyta; Magnoliopsida; Asterales; Asteraceae.
AAAUCAAAAUGUCACGGAGCAUACCUUCCGAUCUCCAAGAGGAAAUCAUCACAAGACUUCCUGUCGAAUCAUUGAUUCGAUGCCGAUCGGYGUGCAAAGCAUGGAAGUCACUGAUUGAUUCCUCUGCGUUUAUUGCUGCUCACAGCGUUCGCCAAACUCAGCCGCAGCAUUUCCUUAUGAUGUAUCAAGUGCGAGAACGGGAGGAAAAUGAGGGAAWAUACGUUUCUUUUGUCGAUGAUAAUACUUUCCCCCAACAAAGGUUUGAUCCGAUUGUUCCUGUGCUCGUUCAAAUACUUAAGGUUAAGGCCACUGGAUCAAGAAUAGUCGGUAGCUCGCACGGCUUGCUGUGCCUCCACGGUUAUUAUUAUCGAGAGCAAGAAAAGGAAGUGGCUGUUCUUUGGAAUCCUUCCAUUAUAAAAUCGAUUGCUGUUGCUGUACCUUUUAGUGUGUUAAGUUCGUCGUUUUCAAGGGUCCUUGGUUUUGGGGUUUGCCCCAACACUUGUGACCCUACGCUUGUCGCAAUUACAUCUAUUAGUGCAUGGUGGAGAAUAGAAAGUAUAAGUUACAUCCCUCGGCAAGUUAUGGUUUUCUCAUUGAGCUCAAAAGAAUGGAGGAGUUUACGUAACAAUCUGCCUCGUAAAUCAAUUGGAUUUACAUGGUCUCAGGUAGCUAUAGGUCAUUUUAUCUAUUGGUUUGCUUAUGAUAGGAUUGCUGAAGAUGGUGGAAUUAGGGAUCAUAAUCUGAUUAUGUCAUUUGAUUUGAGUACUGAGGAGUUUCGAGAGGUAAACCUCCCAGAUAGUUCGUCUCAGCUGCGCUCUAUAGGUUUCUCCAUCUCUAGGCUAAGGGAGUCUCUUGCUUUGCUUGAGUCUGCUGAAGAUAUGAACGGGAUGCAAGUUUGUAUUGUAUGGAUGAUGGAGCAUGGUGAUACAAACACGUUUACAAAGUUAUACACCAUUAACCCACCAUAUCCUGCAUAUAUACAGAGAAUUCUGUGGUUUAGGAAGAGUGGCGACCCUAUAUUUGAGAUGACACUUUACUAUUGUCAUCAAAAGCUUGCUGUUUAUGAACCUUUCUCAGAGCACUUCAAGGAUCUUGGGAUUUUUGUAAACGGAUUUUCAUCCUAUGUGAAUUCUUAUACGGAAUCGCUGCUUCUGCUCAACGAGGAAGAUCAUACUAUUUAUAAUCAUAUCCCCAAAAUCAAAAUGUCACGGAGCAUACCUUCCGAUAUCGUAGAGGAAAUCAUCAGAAGACUUCCUGUCGAAUCAUUGAUUCGAUGCCGAUCGGUGUGCAAAGCAUGGAAGUCACUGAUUGAUUCCUCUGCGUUUAUUGCUGCUCACAGCCUUCGCCAAACUCAGCCGCAGCAUUUGCUUAUAAGGUAUGAAGUGCGAGAACGGGAGGAAAAUGAGGUCAAACACGUUUCUUUUGUCGAUGAUAAUACUUUCCCCCAACAAAAGUUUGCUCCGAUUGUUCCUGUGCUCGUUCAAAUACUUGAGGCCAAGGGAUCAAGAAUAGUCAGUAGCUCGCACGGCUUGCUGUGCCUCCACGGUUAUUAUCGAGAGCAAGAAAAGGAAGUGGCUGUUAUUUGGAAUCCUUCCAUUAUAAAAUCGAUUGCUGUUGCUAUACCUUUUAAUGUGUUAAAUUCGCUGUUUUCAAGGGUCCUUGGUUUUGGGGUUUGCCCCGACACUUGUGACCCUACGCUUGUCACAAUUACAUAUAUUAGUGCAUGGUGGAAAAUGGAAAGUAUAAGUUACAUCCCUCGGCAAGUUAUGGUUUUCUCAUUGAGCUCGAAAAAAUGGAUGAGUUUAUGUGACAAUCUGCCUCGUAAAUCAAUUGCAUUUACAUGGUCUCAGGUUGUUAUAGGUCAUAUUAUUUAUUGGGUUGCUUAUGAUAGGAUUGCUGAAGAUGGUGGAUGUAGGGAUCAUAAUCUGAUUAUGUCAUUUGAUUUGAGUACUGAGGAGUUUCGAGAGGUAAACCUCCCAGAUAGUUCGUCUCAGCUGCCCUUUAUAAGUUUCUCCAUCUCUAGGCUAAGGGAGUCGCUUGCUUUGCUUGAGUCUGUUGAAGAUAUGAACGGGAUACAAGUUUGUACUGUAUGGAUGAUGGAGCAUGGUGAUACAAACACGUUUACGAAGUUAUACACCAUUAACAUAUCAUAUCCUGCAUCAAUUCAGAGAAUUCUGGGGUUUAGGAAGAGUGGCGAACCUAUAUUUGAGAUGACACUUUACCAUUGUCAUCAAACGCUUGUUGUUUAUGAUCCUUUCUCAGAGCUCUUCAAGGAUUUUGGGAUUUUUGUAAACGGAUAUUUAUCCUUUGUGAAUUUCUGCACGGAAUCGCUGUUUCUGCUCAACGAGGAAGAUCAUACUAUUUAUUAAUUGAUUGGAAGACGAAGAUGACGGCCUCGUUGCAAAAUGUGGAGCUGUGAAGAUGACUUUUGGAACAGGUAAGCAAGGUAGAGAUUGAUGUGCAAUUACCAUGCAUAUUAGUUUUAAGUUUUCUUAAAAAGUUUUCUUACCAUGCAUAUAGAUUGAUGCACAUAUCUUUUUGGUAUAUUAAUACAUGCAUAAAUCUUGUUGG